Rotaria socialis is the source of this 1527-nucleotide messenger RNA. Lineage: Eukaryota; Metazoa; Rotifera; Eurotatoria; Philodinida; Philodinidae. The record is from the annotation of a GenBank genome assembly.
AUGCCAUCAAAACCUCGGUGGACAUUUAAUGCAAGAAAAUGGUUUGGCACAUUAUCUGGUAGUACAAAUAAACCAGAUAGAAGAACUAAUAUCAUUAAUUCAGCUGCACCAAGGCUAUUCACAACAGCAACAACAACAGCAACAACAACAGCAACAACAACAACAACAGCAGCGACCACGCCAAAAAUAACAAGAAGUGUUCCAUCGGCAUCAAAAACUUCAAGACUUUUGACAACAAGAAAUACAAAGAAGAUUACACCAACGUCUACUUCUAUCGAUGAUAUUAGUUCUACUAAUGUUGUUUCAUCUUAUUCACAUCUUCAAUUACGUCCAUACAAUGCACGACGUGAAAACUCUUCGCUAUUACCAUCAUCAAAAUUUCCGAAUCAUGCUAAUCUAUUAUUACCAAAACGUACUGAACCAUCGAUUCCUACAAUGGGCCAAAACGAUAAAAAACUAUCUAUAUCAACAAAAAAGUUGCAUACUGAACGAACAGUUAUUGAACGAUCAAAACUAUUACCCUCACAAGCGCCUCAUCGAAAUUUAUCUGAAAACUUUUCAAUAGACUUUGUAAAAUCGGAACUCAAUAUGUCAAUCUUAUCGAACAAAUGUAUUAUUGGUUAUCCUCAAAGUUCAUUAAAUAAUUUCAUUGAAAAACAUCAAUGUGUCACACAAGCACAUUCAUCAUCAUCGAUUGACGAUCAUGAUGUACGUGAUGAAUCAACAUCAAGCGGUAUAUUUACUGAUGAACGUACUGAUACCAACGAUGGCCUGGGUCUACCAUCAAAAGAUACACUAUCAACAUUAGAUGUUCUUUCGGUUGAAUCAAUAGAAGAUUCUCAAACAUCAUUAUAUCAUUAUCAAUCUCAUUCAUUCGCACGAUGUUAUCGAUUGCCAACAUCACUUUCAGAAAAAACUGAUAAUCAAUCAUCAUCAUCACUACUACAACGUCAAAAAUUGACUCAUCGUCCGUAUCGUGAUAAUAGUUCCGACAGUAUUCUAAAAGAUAUUCAUACAAAUACGCCGGCAACCACUAAAAUCCGUCAAUCCUCAGCAGCUAUUAUUAAAAAAAUUGAAAAACGUAUAACAACAAAUCGAUCCCCAUCUGCAAAAUUAGAAAAAGCUGGUUUAGUACGAGUGGCAAAUGAUACGUAUCGAUUAGCAAUCGACAGAGAGAAUCAUUUAUAUCGUCGUGCACGACGAAAUUCUAUUAUACCACAUACAAACCAUGACGAUUCACUUCCGCCAGCCAAUGAUGAAGAAUCUUAUGCGGCAAUCCCACGUACAAGUUCAACCGAGCAAUUAAAUGACAACACACAAAAUGAUCUACGUGCCAUUGUUGAUGAUUGUUUACGACCUAUAGUUGCAUCGAUUAACAAACCAUGUGAUCAAUCGACAAAAAAUCAAUUUCGUUCGAACCGUUCGAAUACAACUUUUGAACGCCCACAAAUAAACAUUGACGAAAUAAUUGAUAAAUUAUUAUCCGGUGUUGACUGCUCAAGUUAUGCACAAUAUCAACGAUGCUAA